This is a messenger RNA of Vigna angularis (adzuki bean), 1062 nucleotides long. RefSeq lists its product as uncharacterized. NCBI's taxonomy places the organism in Eukaryota, Viridiplantae, Streptophyta, Magnoliopsida, Fabales, Fabaceae. The record is from RefSeq and is a predicted model, not a curated record. The coding region runs from base 334 to 900 and encodes 188 amino acids. The transcript is spliced from 2 exons.
AGAACAUGUUACAGCCAGUGAAGUCUUGAUCUUAAAAAGCCCUUUUAUUCCGUUUGGUUAAAGUAUAAAUUGGCAUCAAAGGAAUCCAAUCCCACUCUUCAAAUCCCUCCUUUCAUUCUCCCUUGUUUGGCUCAUUGUUACACCUCUCUCGUUAUGAUAGCUCCCGGUCGGCGUCCACCGCCGAUUGAGGUUAACCAAAAACCCAACAAACACAACGUUAUACAGCGCAGCCAAACGUGGUGGCAACCAUAACGAGCAUCUAAAAUUCCCACUCUGCCCUUCAUUUCUCUGUUUAUUUUUUUUCCUGGGCUGCUAUCCGGUGAGGUUAGGUCCAUGCCAGCCCCCAAGAGCAGCCGCAACGGCCAGUCCGAGAGUCACCGGCGGAGAAGGACAACCUCCUUCCAUGGCCAGGCCGCCGUGUCCGUCAUUCAGCUCCGCCGUCGGAGUUCGGUUUCCGACCUCCAGUCCCUCACGAGCAUCGCCGGAUCGGCGCCAGAGUUUCCUCCGAGACAGCCGCCGAAGAUGCUGAUGAAGGUAGCCGUGCCGAGAAGCCUCUCGCCCGUGCAGGUGCUGAUGACACCGGAAUCCACCGUCGGCGACCUCAUAGAGACGGCGCUGCGACAGUACGUGAAGGAAAGUCGCCGCCCUAUCUUGCCGGCCAACACAGCCUUCGAUUUCGACCUCCAUUAUUCACAGUUUAGUCUAGAAAGUUUGGAUAGGGAGGAAAAUCUGAUGGAACUUGGAUCUAGGAACUUCUUUAUGUGUCCGCGAAAGCCUUGGACGACCUUGGAAGGUGUAACGACGCCGUUUGCGUCCUGUGCCAAAGAAGCGGAGAAGUUGAGGGAAAGUAGUGGUGGUGGUGGCUUUACUUGGUUCAAGCUCAUGCAAUUCAUGAUGUGAUCGGUUGGUAGUUAUUGUUUCUUUGUUUGGAUUGAUUUUAUUAUGACGUUAACUGUAAAAAGAAUAAUAGGUUUUGGAGUGAAAAAAAAAAACCAAAUUUGUAAAAUUGCAUGAUUUUCAACCCAUUCAUACCUUGGAAAGUUAAACUUUUAAUUGUGUAAA